Molecule: messenger RNA, 1431 nt
Organism: Corticium candelabrum
Lineage: Eukaryota; Metazoa; Porifera; Homoscleromorpha; Homosclerophorida; Plakinidae
Product: carbohydrate sulfotransferase 8-like
Exons: 3
Coding region: 161-1132 (323 amino acids)
Biological process (GO): carbohydrate biosynthetic process
Cellular component (GO): membrane
Molecular function (GO): sulfotransferase activity
Source: RefSeq, a predicted model, not a curated record
GCAUAAUGUGUCCCGUAUAUUUAGCUAGUGCGGUAGCAAAAUUUGUGCGAUUCCAGUCGUACAGGCUACCAGAAUAAGGAGCGUUCAUAUCUCAAACUAUCGAGAGGUGUUCACAUCUACAAUUAGGACACACCUUUCUAUUGUGCAGAUACAACAGGACAUGCAACUUCCUUUUCGUCGAAGUUCCGGUCUGAUCGUUAUGAUCGUAAUGUUACUCGUGACUUACUCAUCGUUGUUGCUCUGCAAACGGGAGACUGUUACAGAAAUUAUUAAGCUACCUCUUCCUGCUACAAGAACCAAUGCAUUUUUCCGCUUUAAGCUAAGAAAGGAAUCAUUGAAGCGAGCCUGCGCACAAUUUCGGCAAUUUCUUACGGAGAAAGAGAAGCAAAUUUUGUACGCCACAAUGGUGGUGGACGAUGAACACCGACUUAUUUGGUGUCCUGUCAGAAAAUCCGGGACAAGAUCCUGGCGUAGCAUAAUGCUCAUCCUGGCGGGAUGGUUUCUGGACGUAAAGGAGGCGCUAGACCACGCCAUGCACCACGACUUCCAGUAUCUAACGCGCUUGAGUAAAAAGUAUCACAGCAAAGCGGAUAUCGAGUGGAGGUUGAAGAACUACACGAAAUUCAUGUCGUACAGAGAGCCUCUUCAACGUGUCGUUUCCGACUACAGACAGAUUAGAUUGCAUAAAACUGCUGGUCAAAAAAAAGUUUGCAAAUGGGUUGUACAGUACAACAAGCGUUUUAAUCGAGGAAAGAAUAAAAGGGAUGAUCGGAACAACAUCAGCUUUCCUCAUUUUGUCAAUUAUAUUACUCGUUUCUAUGGGAACAAAGUAAAGUAUUUAGAUCUUAACAUUCAUUGGAGACCAAUUAAUUUGAUUUGCCAUCCUUGUCACAUUGAUUAUGAUUUCCUCGUUGACAUGGAUAGUACUGGUCUUGCUGAGGAAUCAGAUUAUCUCCUCAGAUCUGUUGGAGCUCCCUCUUGGCUGCAUUUGCCGCACGACAAUCGAUCGGGUAACGAAACAAAGUACAGCUUUUUGGCUCAGCUUUCGACCGCUCAGUUUCAACGUCUUCGUGAUCAAUACGACGACGACUAUGAGAUAUUUGGAUAUCAACGUCUCAAUCAACAUGAAUAAAGCCUGUGAUAACAAUAGCUGAUUGGUUGUGCAAAGAAUUUGAUUGUGAUAUAAUUAACUGUUUUCAGUAUAAAUAUCAUGUUAGUCGCUUGUGUAGUACGUCGUUAAACCUCGCUUUCUUCAAAUUCGGUACAAAGUACUAUAAUGUUAGCUAACUGCAAGUUGCUUAUGUAAAAAUUUAUCUUAAGGUCAUGUGACCUACAACCAAUCACGAUCGCGUACUUAGAUGGUGUAUAUAAAGUAUUGCACUACAGGUAAAAACUGUGCACUAUAUGUGAUUGUAUAACUGUGCAAUACAG